GCCAUCACCCUCCUCCCAGGACUGGCUGCUGCGGCGGAUGAGACCGGCGAGGCCAUCCCAGGCGCGCUGACUCGGAAGUAAGCCCACCGUUUCCAACGCAGCUUGCUCCCAAGUAAAACGCAUGCUUGGUGGAGGUGAAAGAUGACCACCCUCACGCGGCAGGAUCUCAAUUUUGGCCAAGUUGUUGCUGACGUGCUUUCUGAAUUUUUGGAAGUGGCUGUUCACCUCAUUCUUUAUGUCCGGGAAGUCUAUCCCACGGGGAUUUUUCAGAAGAGGAAAAAAUACAACAUACCAGUCCAGAUGUCUUGCCACCCGGAGUUGAAUCAAUACAUCCAAGACACCCUUCAUUGUAUCAAACCACUGCUGGAAAAGAAUGACGUGGAAAAAGUUGUGGUGGUCAUCCUGGACAAAGAGCACCAUCCGGUGGAGAGGUUUGUUUUCGAAAUCACGCAGCCGCCUCUGCUGUCCAUCAGCUCCGAUUCCCUCCUGAACCACGUGGAACAGCUGCUGCGUGCUUUUAUUCUGAAGAUCAGCGUGUGUGACGCAGUACUGGAUACCAACCCACCAGGCUGCACUUUCACCGUCUUAGUCCACACAAGAGAGGCUGCUACUAAGAACAUGGAAAAGAUCCAGGUGAUCAAGGAUUUCCCCUGGAUCCUCGCAGACGAGCAAGACGUCCAUAUGCAGGACCCGAGGCUGAUUCCAUUGAAGACCAUGACCUCAGAUAUUUUGAAGAUGCAGCUUUAUGUAGAAGAGCGAGCUCAAAAAGGCAGCUGAAUCGAACGCUUCUUGCAGAGCUGAGAUCGCCAAGAGCAUUUCUACGCAAGCAGGCUGCGGGGCACACGGACUCGCUCCAGCCUCCCUGGCACGUGUGCGCAGAUAUUUUUCAAAAGUGCUCUUACUUCCGUGUAUAGAAGAGACUCCUAGAAGAAGAAACUGUACAGCCGUCAGUGAGGUUGUGUGACUUUGUUUUGGGGGGUGUAUAAAAAGCGUCCAGGCCACUCAGGGCUGGUUUUUAAGUGUGUGUGGAAAGAGGUGCUGCAUCCAUUCUGUCUCUUUUUCGAGCCUUGAGAGUACUCACUUAUAAGCAUUGCUUGGUUCUAAAAUCCCUACGCGAGGUUCACAAGGAC
Molecule: messenger RNA, 1130 nt
Organism: Eublepharis macularius
Lineage: Eukaryota; Metazoa; Chordata; Lepidosauria; Squamata; Eublepharidae
Gene: MAD2L2
Product: mitotic arrest deficient 2 like 2
Exons: 9
Coding region: 142-777 (211 amino acids)
Cellular component (GO): zeta DNA polymerase complex
Source: RefSeq, a predicted model, not a curated record